AUGAAGGUAUUUUCGUUCGUCAUUGCCGCGCUCACACUCGCCGCUGGCGUCAGCGCCGUCGGCAUCCAGAAGUCCGUCCUCUUCACCUACCCUCGCGAGACACCCGACUGGGUUGUGGACCAAGCCAAGAAGGCCAUCGAGGAAGCCGGCGGUCUCAUCACCCACGAGUAUACCCUGAUCAAGGGUUUUGCGGCCAAGGUUGGUGACAAAGCCAUCGGGACCGUUUCAGCGAUGGGGGAGCAAUACAAGGUGCUCGUUGAGGAGGACCAGGAGGUUCACAUCGCAUAG
Dichotomopilus funicola is the source of this 288-nucleotide messenger RNA. RefSeq lists its product as uncharacterized. The record is from RefSeq and is a predicted model, not a curated record. Gene Ontology annotation, biological process: vacuole fusion, non-autophagic. NCBI's taxonomy places the organism in Eukaryota, Fungi, Ascomycota, Sordariomycetes, Sordariales, Chaetomiaceae. Bases 1 to 288 code for a protein of 95 amino acids. The transcript has 2 exons. Gene Ontology annotation, molecular function: endopeptidase inhibitor activity.